AUGGCUUCAGCUUCGGCCGUGUUGGCCAUGCUCCUACUUUUCCUGCCAUGGAUGGUAAACGCGAUCGAUGUAGAUGUAAAUUCUACAGAGUCCGUCAAGAAAGCCGCCAGCAUUGUAGCUCACGACAUGGUGAGGUACUAUAAAGGCAAUGAGAGCGGACAGAUACCGGGACUCCUUCCCAAGCCAUAUUACUGGUGGGAAGCAGGAGCCAUGUUCGGCGCCUUGAUCAGUUACCGUUUUUACACGGGCGACUCGACGUACGACGCCAUCACGAUGCAAGCUAUGCAGUUCCAAAUUGGCCCCUUUGGUGACUACAUGCCGCCCGAGCAAACCUCGUCUAUGGGAAAUGAUGACCAGGCGUUCUGGGGCAUGGCAGCUUUGGCUGCCGCGGAAACGAACUUUCCCAACCCACCCAAUCCAAAGGAUCCAUCGUGGUUGGCGCUGGCCCAGGCCGUUUUCAAUGAGCAGGUUGGUCGUUGGGAUACAAGGUCCUGCAAUGGCGGCAUUCAUUGGCAGGUCCCCGAAAUAAAUGCUGGAUAUAAUUUGAAGAAUACCAUUUCAAAUGGAUGUCUCUUUAAUAUCGCAGCCCGACUAGCAAGAUAUACCGGUGACGACCAUUAUGCCGAAUGGGCUGUGAAGAUAUGGGAUUGGCUGGCUCGGAUUGGCUUGAUAGAUGAAAGUUUCCAUGUUUUUGACAACGCAGAGGCCAUGAAACUCAAUUGUACCGAGCUGGAUCGUAAUCGGUGGACAUAUAAUGCAGGAACUUUGCUCAUGGGUGCCUCGACCAUGUUCAACUACACAAACGGCGAUGCCCUCUGGCGCAACAGAACCGCCGGCCUCCUCAGCACCAUCACAACCGACUUCUUCCCAACCGAUAUCAUGCGCGAAGGUUGCGAAGACAUAGGAACAUGCAACGUAGAUCAACGCUCCUUCAAAGCCUACCUUUCACGCUGGAUGGCAGUGACCACGCAGAUGGCCCCCUUCACCUUUACAAAAAUCCACAGCCUCCUUCAGUCAUCCGCAAAGGCCGCCGCAGCACAAUGCACUGGGGGUGCUUCAGGCACGACUUGUGGCAUAAAAUGGCGUACUGAUGGGAAGUGGGAUGGGACGGAUGGCGUCGGCCAGUCGAUGUCUGCCCUGGAAGUCUUACUCGGGACAUUGGUCAAGGAAACUCGGCCACCGGUGACGAGCAAUACUGGCGGGAACAGUGCGUCGAACCCGACCGCGGGGCACAAUUCGUCUGAUGCCCAGACUCAAACUUACAUUCCUCCUGCUACGCGGGGUAGUAAGAUCGGGGCAUGGUUUUUGACAGCGGUUAUUGUGGUGAUGGCAGUGUGGACGACGUGGUUUUUGAUAUCGAAUUCUUGGGAAGAGAAGACCACGGCGGUACCGAGCAAAGAGAAAAUGAAGGAGAAAGAGCCCAUGGUGUUAGAUUUGAAGGGGAAGCGGAGCUCACAGCUGGUGGGGGGUGAUUCCAGUUCGAGGAAAUCCGUGGCGGUCUUACCUCCUAUUAGUAACGAGGAGACGACUAUGCCGAAGGAUGUCGAAAAAGGUGAGGCCAUUCAAGGAAAGGUGCAAUGA
Venustampulla echinocandica is the source of this 1581-nucleotide messenger RNA. RefSeq lists its product as uncharacterized. Lineage: Eukaryota; Fungi; Ascomycota; Leotiomycetes; Helotiales; Pleuroascaceae. The coding region runs from base 1 to 1581 and encodes 526 amino acids. Gene Ontology annotation, biological process: carbohydrate catabolic process; fungal-type cell wall biogenesis. The transcript has 3 exons. Gene Ontology annotation, molecular function: mannan endo-1,6-alpha-mannosidase activity. The record is from RefSeq and is a predicted model, not a curated record.